Messenger RNA from Bubalus bubalis (water buffalo), 2464 nucleotides. RefSeq names its product family with sequence similarity 117 member A (gene FAM117A). Lineage: Eukaryota; Metazoa; Chordata; Mammalia; Artiodactyla; Bovidae. Bases 64 to 1536 code for a protein of 490 amino acids. The transcript has 8 exons. The record is from RefSeq and is a predicted model, not a curated record.
GGUUGGGGGCUGUGUGGGGCUCGCUGUGGGUCCGAGGCGGGAGAGCGGUCCGGCGGGCGGGCGAUGGCCGGGGCCGCAGCGGGCGGCAGAGGCGGAGGUGCCUGGGGGCCGGGUCGCGGAGGGGCCGGGGGGCUCCGGCUGGGCUGCUCUCCUCCAGUCCCUGCCGGCUCCCCCCGAGCUGGUCUGCAGCCGCUCAGGGCCACCGUCCCCUUCCAGCUGCAGCAGCCGCACCAGCGCCGGGACGGGGGUGGCCGCGCAGCCAGCGUCCCAUGUUCUGUGGCCCCAGAAAAACCAGUGUGUAGGCCUCAGCCACCCCAGGUCCGACGUACAUUCUCCUUGGACACCAUCCUCAGCUCCUACCUUCUGGGCCAGUGGCCACGAGAUGCUGAUGGGGCCUUCACCUGCUGUACCAAUGACAAGGCCACCCAGGGCUCAUUGGAGGAGCUGAGCUGUCUCACUGGGUUUCUCUCCCUGCAGACCCCCCUAUCCUGGCAAGAGCUUGAAGGCGAGCGGGCCAUCUCCUGCACACACAAGCGCUCAGCAUCCUGGGGCAGCACAGACCACCGGAAAGAGAUUACCAAGUUGAAGCAACAGCUGCAGAGGACAAAGCUGAGCCGCAGUGGGAAGGAGAAGGAGCGGGGCUCCCCACUCCAAGGGGACCGUACUGUGCGGGGAGCACGGAGGGCGUCCCCUCCCAGCUUCCCUGCAGGGUCCCCUGUCUUGAGACUCAGCCCCUGCCUGCACCGGAGCCUGGAAGGGCUCAACCAAGAGCUGGAGGAGGUGUUUGUGAAGGACCAGGGUGAAGAGGAGCUGCUGCGGAUCCUUGAAAUCCCUGAUGGGCACCGCGCCCCAGCUCCCUCCCAGAGCGGCAGCUGUGAUCACCCCCUCCUCCUCCUGGAGCCUGGAAACCUUGCCAGCUCUCCCUCCAUGCCCCUGGCAUCCCCCCAGCCUUCUGGCCAGACCAGCCGUGAGGAGCACCGGGGUGCAGCCGAGGAGCUGGCGUCUGUCCCCAGCGACAAAGUCCCGCCCAGGAAAGCUGAGACUUCCUUUGGUGCCGCUCGACUCAGCCUUACUCUGUGUGCAGCUUCCUCUCCAGGCCACCCCACCUUCCUUGAAGAUGGCAGCCCAUCUCCAGUCCUUGCUUUUGCCGCCUCCCCUCGGCCCAAUCACAGCUAUGUCUUCAAACGGGAGCCCCCAGAAGGCUGUGAGAGAGUACGGGUGUUUGAAGAGGCCACGUCCCCAGGUCCUGACCUGGCCUUCCUGACUUCCUGUCCUGACAAGAACAAAGUCCAUUUCAACCCAACCGGCUCGGCCUUCUGCCCCGUCAGCUUGAUGAAGCCCCUCUUCCCCAGCAUGGGCUUCAUCUUCCGUAACUGCCCCUCAAGCCCGGGAUCCCCCCUGCCCCCUGCCAGCUCCAGGCCACAGCCUCGGAAGGAUCCAGAGGCCUCCAAGGCCUCCUCGCUGCCCUUUGAGCCGUGGCAGCGCACCCCACCAUCAGAAGAGCCUGUGCUUUUCCAGAGCUCCCUGGUGGUCUGAGGAAGCUUUACCUCCACUUUCCCAUGGAGACAGUGCCUUGGUGGCAGGACCCUCCCUAGCGCCCCUGAGGCGGGGGAUGAAGGAGCCCUUCCCUCUCGGCCUUCGAGCACUUUCGUUUAUUGUGUCAAAGCCCUGGGUCCUCUUUCUGAUGAACACUGGCCCCUUCAAAUGUGAGGGGCCCUGCUUUAUCCACUAAUAGCUGGGCAGCUCACAAGUCACACCUGUGUUCUUGCCACCUCUCUCCCUUGGUGGAAAACUCACCCAGAAGGUCUUGGGUCUCCCACUCCUGGGUAUGAGUCCAAAGGGCUGUGUACAGGACCCUUGUGUUUAUCAUGGAGUGAGCUGGCCAUGGUUGAAGGAGAGGGGACACCACAGAUUUCCCUCCCUCUCCUUCAGACAUAGACAAGGAGAUCCAAACACAUACCCCCAUCCUCUCAGUCCCAUCCGCAUGCCACCCUCUCACUGGAGGAGCUGACCAAAGCAGCCUGAAAGGGCCAUGACACUUGACCAAUCCAGCUGCUGGCAGAGGGGGAACCAGGUGUUUUCCCAAGUGGCAUUUUCAUCUCGCUUUCACCCUAAGAUUGUCUUAAGUAGCAGCCCAGCCUGCCCAGCCCCAGGUGGGUCGUGGGGGAGAGGGAGAGCUGGCAUUCCUCUGGGUGGCAAGUGGCGACUCUCCACCUGCCCCAGGACUGGGUUGGAUUAGGAAAAUGCCUAUUUUUCUUGUAUCGAUGUAGAAACUCUAUUUUCUCCCAAAGACACUAUUUUUGCAGCUGUUUGAAGUUUGUAUAUUUUCCGUACUGCAGAGCUUACACAAAAUUGAAGAAGAAUGUUAAUGUUCAAGUUUUAUUAUCUUGUGUUUAGAAGUUUUUUUUUUUUUUUUUUUGCAGAUCUUGGUGUUAAUAGACCAAAUAAAUAAGUAUUCCCAGCA